AUGUCUAACUCUACCCAGCUUGACAUCUCCACCACCAGUGUGAAAAAUGAGACAAUUAAUGAAAUAAUACGGGUGGUUGUCAUUGUCCUCAUUUUAUUCCUUUUUGGGAUUUUUAUUUACUUCAUGGGCGUCAUACUGAAGGUCUUCUUUGCCGCUCCUCAUGUACAAGAGAACUCCCGCUACAUCUUGUUCAUUCACAUGCUGGUAAAUGAUUUGAUAUACAUUGCUAUCUCUGUUCUACUUACAUUUGGAGUAGCAUAUUUCAUAUAUUGGCCCUUGCCGCUCUGUUUCUUGGUCAUCAGCAUAUGCACCUGCUCAUUUAGAGUGACUCCAUACAACUUGGCAUUCAUGUCUUUGGAACGUUAUGCCGCCAUUUGCCACCCGCUAAGGCAUGCUGAACUAUGUAAUGUGCAAAGGUCACGAGUGGCUGUGGUGGCCAUGUGGGUUGUGGGAAUGCUGCCCGAGAUUGCAAGUUUUAUUAUUUUCUGUUUUACAGCAGAAAAAGGGACAUUUUCUGUCAAUGUCAUCUGCAAUUGGCCAUCAUUAACCAUCAUUGAAGCACAAGCCAAACUGAAAAUAGCUGCGGAGGUUGCCAGUUUUCUGUUGGUGGGGGGGACUAUCAGCUGGACGUACAUCAAGGUCAUAAUGGUGGCUCAGAAGGCUAGUUCAGGAUUAUAUGCUUCCAAGGCUGGGAAAACUGUCUUGCUCCAUGCAUUCCAGCUCGUCUUGUGUAUGCUGGCCCUUACCUAUGGAUUUACAGAAAAAUAUUUGAAGCAAUACUUUUAUUUGCUUCCCCUGACUAACUUUUUUGCAUUAAUGUGUCUUCCUAGACUUAUCAGUCCCUUAAUUUAUGGUAUUAGAGAUGAGGUGUUUAGCAAGCACAUGACCAAGCUGUGUCGAUCAAAACAGUCCCCAUCAUUAUAG
Messenger RNA from Nanorana parkeri, 924 nucleotides. Its product is annotated as olfactory receptor 1073-like. Gene Ontology annotation, biological process: G protein-coupled receptor signaling pathway. Gene Ontology annotation, cellular component: membrane. Gene Ontology annotation, molecular function: G protein-coupled receptor activity. The transcript has a single exon. The coding region runs from base 1 to 924 and encodes 307 amino acids. The record is from RefSeq and is a predicted model, not a curated record. Lineage: Eukaryota; Metazoa; Chordata; Amphibia; Anura; Dicroglossidae.